Bipolaris maydis ATCC 48331 is the source of this 1359-nucleotide messenger RNA. RefSeq lists its product as uncharacterized. Gene Ontology annotation, molecular function: zinc ion binding; dioxygenase activity. Gene Ontology annotation, cellular component: nucleus. Gene Ontology annotation, biological process: DNA alkylation repair; DNA repair. NCBI's taxonomy places the organism in Eukaryota, Fungi, Ascomycota, Dothideomycetes, Pleosporales, Pleosporaceae. The record is from RefSeq and is a predicted model, not a curated record.
AUGGACGCGUUUGUGACGCGAAAGAGGAAGCGGGAUGAGCGGGUGGUGAAGCCUGCGGUUGCGACUACGCGUGUAGAGCCGGGCGAAGAGGAGGGGAAAGAGGAGGAAUGUACGGAUUUCAAACUGGCGGUACUGGCAUCUUUACAUGCUGGCGUUGAGGAGACGGCUCUUCUUGAAGCCCUACUCGCGGCAGACGGAUCAGUCGAGCAGGCAUUAGAGUACCUGGCACAGUCAUCGAGGUCGCCCAUGAGAAAGCGGCCUGCACCAGCUACGGUCGGAUAUCAAUCGUCCUUGACCUCGUACCGGAUUGCCCCGCCCAACGGCGCAUUGGUGAACAAGUCUGUAGUGAAGAAAGGCAAGACGCUGUUUCUGUAUAGCCCGGAAGACAUUGAAACACAUACACCCUGUUCCAUCAUCCACAACUUUCUCCCCGCCAAACAAGCCGAUGCACUACUCUUGGAGUUACUAGAGGAAUCUUCGACGUACCAACGGUUUGAAUUCAAGCUCUUCGACAGGGUAGUCCAGAGUCCACACACAUAUGCCUUUUAUGUCAACAGUCUCGAAGAAGUCGAGAGACAAAAGACGGAAUACGUCUACGACGGGCGCCAGAUGAAUAACGUCCGCCAAAGCCCCCCCUCCCUCCUCGCCGCCCUCCCCGCCGUCCAAACAGCCGUAAACACAGAAAUCCAACGCCGAAUCCGCACCUUCUACCCCAACGCGCAAAAACUGGCCCACCAGUCCCCUCAGCCCUGGCACCCCAACACCGCCUUUGUAAACUGCUACGACGGCCCGCAUCAAAGCGUAGGCUACCACGCCGAUCAACUCACCUACCUCGGUCCGCGCCCCGUAAUCGGGAGUUUGAGCUUGGGGGUAGCCCGAGAGUUUCGUGUCCGGAGAAUCGUUGCGCAGGACGACGAUGCGAGGGCAGAUGGUAGUAGAGAAUCCACGGCCGACGCCCAGGGCCAAAUUAGUAUCCACCUCCCGCAUAAUUCUUUAUUGGUUAUGCAUGCCGAGAUGCAGGAGGAGUGGAAGCACAGUAUCGCGCCUGCUCAUGCUAUCGAUCCGCAUCCGCUGGCGGGCAAUAAGAGGAUUAAUGUGACGUAUCGCUGGUAUAGGGAGAGUUUGCAUCCAAAGUUCACGCCGAGGUGUCGAUGUGGGGUGCCGACGGUGCUGAGGUGCGCGAUGAGGAAGAAGGAGUCGAGAGGGCGGUAUAUGUGGAUGUGUCAUGUGGGGUUUGUGCCAGGGAAGGAGGGAUGUGGGUUUUUUGUGUGGGCCGAGUUUGAUGCGGAUGGGGAACCACCGUGGGCUGCUGGCAAGGUGAAGAAGGAUGAGGAGCAGCGGUCGGUUGGUUCUGUUUGA